AUGAAGUCUAUUCAUGGGGUUUUGCUUCUCUUGAUCACAGCUAAAGGCAUUUUUGAAUCGGUUCAAGCUCAAGAUCAAUCAGAGUUCAUAAGUUUGGCUUGUGGGUUAGUCCCUAAGAGCACAACUUAUACGGAGAAGACUACAAAUAUAACAUACCAGUCCGAUGCAAAUUACAUCGACGGUGGAUUGGUUGGGAGGAUCAGUGAUGAGUACACAACGCUGCUUCAGAAACAGACUUGGACCUUAAGAAGCUUCCCUAAGGGUAAAAGAAACUGUUACAACUUCAACCUUACCGCUAAAAGCCAAUAUCUCAUCAGAGGAACCUUUGUGUAUGGGAAUUACGACGAGUUAAAGCAAAUCCCCGAAUUUGAUCUUCACAUUGGUCCUAACAAAUGGACUUCUAUUAAACUGGAUGGAAUAGGAAACGGUACUAUCCAUGAGAUGAUCCAUGUCUUGACACAAGACCGUCUUCAGGUUUGUCUUGUUAAGACAGGUGAAACUACACCGUUUAUUUCGUCGCUGGAACUUCGUCCAUUGAACAAUAAUACUUACCUCACACAAAAUGGAUCGUUGAUCGCGGUUUCAAGAGCCUUCUUUUCACCAAAUCCGUCUUGUGACUUGUCUUUUUAUAGGUAUGAUGAGGAUCUCCAUGAUCGAACCUGGAUACGACACUUGGAUAACGAAUCGGUGCCGAUAAGCACAGAUCUUUUGGUAGAUACGGGUAACCCCUAUGAUGUGCCACAAGCUGUGGCAAAGACUGCUUCUGUGCCAAGAAAUGCUAGUCAACCUCUGACCUUUGAUUGGACUCUUGACAACACUUCACAAUCAUAUGUAUAUAUGCAUUUUGCUGAAAUACAGACUCUUAAGGAUGGUGAGAUCAGAGAAUUCAACAUUACCUAUAAUGGUGGCAAGAAUAUGUACUCCUAUUUUAGGCCUGAAAAACUGGAGAUUAAAACUGUAUACAAUAUAAUAGCUUUGAGUUCUCCGGAUGGGAAUUUCAGUUUCUCUUUCACGAUGACCGGUAACUCAACUCUUCCUCCUCUUAUCAACGGCCUCGAGAUUUAUAAAGUCUUGCACCUUCUAGAACUCGAGACAGAUCAAGAUGAAGUUUUUGCUAUGGUAAACAUUAAGACAACAUACGAUUUGAGCAAAAAGGUUAGUUGGCAAGGAGAUCCAUGUGCUCCUCAGUCUUAUCGAUGGGAAGGUUUAAACUGCAGUUAUCCAGAUUCCGAGCCACCUCGGAUCAUAUCCUUGAACUUGGCAGAGAACAAGCUGACCGGUUCCAUAACACCUGAAAUAUCCAAGCUAACACAGUUGAUAGAGCUAGAUUUAUCAAAAAAUGAUUUAUCAGGAGAGAUUCCAGCAUUUUUUGCGGACAUGAAGUUGUUGAAACUCAUAAACUUAAGUGGAAAUCAAGGUCUCAAUACCACAAUUCCAGACUCUCUCCAACAAAGAAUAAAUGCCAAAUCUUUAACAGUAAUUGUGAGUCAAACUGUAACCCUCAAAGACAAUAGUAAAAAGGUUCCAAUGGUUGCUAUCAUAGCUUCAGUGGUUGGGGUCUUUGCGCUCCUAGUUAUCUUGGCCAUCUUUAUCGUCCUUAGAAGAAAACACGGGAAAAGUGCAAAUGCUCCGAGACCAACAUCAGUCCCUAUCAGUAUGGUUCACAAUGAGGCAAGAUCAUUCAAUCCGGCAAUCAUAACAAAGGAACGCAGGAUCACAUACCCCGAGGUACUGAAGAUGACUAAUAACUUCGAGAGAGUUCUUGGUAAAGGAGGUUUUGGAACCGUGUACCAUGGAAACUUGGAUGAUGCUCAAGUCGCUGCAAAAAUGCUCUCGCAUUCAUCAGCUCAAGGUUAUAAAGAGUUCAAAGCAGAGGUAGAGCUUCUUUUAAGAGUUCACCACAGACAUUUGGUGGGACUUGUGGGUUACUGUGAUGAUGGAGAUAACUUGGCUUUGAUCUAUGAAUAUAUGGAAGAUGGAGACCUGAGGGAGAAUAUGUUAGGAAAACGCGGUGGGCAUGUCCUAACCUGGGGAAAAAGGAUGCAAAUAGCUGUAGAGGCAGCACAAGGAUUGGAGUAUCUUCACAAUGGAUGUAGACCUCCUAUGGUCCAUAGAGAUGUUAAAACUACCAACAUCUUAUUGAGUGAGCAGUCUGGAGCAAAGCUAGCCGAUUUUGGGCUCUCUAGAUCUUUCCCAAUCGAUGGCGAAUGCCAUGUCUCGACAGUGGUUGCGGGCACACCUGGUUACCUAGACCCUGAGUAUUAUAGAACAAACUGGCUAAGCGAGAAGAGCGAUGUAUACAGCUUUGGUGUAGUGCUAUUAGAGAUAGUCACAAACCAGCCUGUGAUAGAUAAAACCCGAGAGAGACCUCAUAUCAGUGAAUGGGUUGGGUUCAUGCUUACUAAAGGAGACAUCAAGAGCAUUGUUGAUCCGAAACUGAUGGGGGAAUAUGACACAAACGGUGCAUGGAAGAUUGUAGAGUUAGCUUUGGGAUGUGUGAAUCCGUCUUCGAACCGGAGACCAACAAUGGCACAUGUUGUGAUGGAACUAAAUGAAUGUGUGGCCUUAGAAAAUGCAAGGCGACAAGGUAGUGAAGACAUGUACACAAGAGGUUCUGUUGAAUUUAGUCACACUUCUGCAUCUGAAUUUUCUCCUGGUGCCAGAUAAUUAAUUUAAAAGCUCGUAUAUCGUUGAUGUGAUUUCAUGGAAAUUAAGCUAUCUUGUUUCCUUUUUAUUUUAUUUUUCCUUUA
Molecule: messenger RNA, 2750 nt
Organism: Capsella rubella
Lineage: Eukaryota; Viridiplantae; Streptophyta; Magnoliopsida; Brassicales; Brassicaceae
Product: probable LRR receptor-like serine/threonine-protein kinase At1g51880
Exons: 13
Coding region: 1-2667 (888 amino acids)
Biological process (GO): protein phosphorylation
Molecular function (GO): protein binding; ATP binding; protein kinase activity
Source: RefSeq, a predicted model, not a curated record